Mizuhopecten yessoensis (Yesso scallop) is the source of this 2489-nucleotide messenger RNA. RefSeq lists its product as uncharacterized. The transcript has 6 exons. The record is from RefSeq and is a predicted model, not a curated record. Lineage: Eukaryota; Metazoa; Mollusca; Bivalvia; Pectinida; Pectinidae. The coding region runs from base 787 to 1854 and encodes 355 amino acids.
CAUUUGAGUUUCUAGCAUUCAUUUAAUUUACAAGCGUAGCACAGCGAACGUUUUGGUUUCGAUUUGGUUUAGUUUAAUCGGUCUUCAUGUUAUAUUUACAGCUGAGGUACAUUUAAGGACACGCCUCUAUCUGUGUAAUACACGCGUGCAUGUGUGUACAUGUAUGUCUGAUGACGGCGGUAUGUUCGAGGCACCAAGCAUGGCAUUCUACCCCGUUACAUUAUACUGUCGACAAAGUGCACCAGGGACACGCGAACCCGGAUUCGAAACCCUUUACGAAUGCUCAAUGAUGGAGUACUGAGAUAUAAGGUUUUAAAUUUCUGAUACCAUUUGGUCCAGUAAACUGUCAAACGUGGAUGCUAUAUAGGAAUCCCAAGUCGUGUGCUCAUCAAGUAAAAAGUACAUGUACUGAGUGAGCUGUAUACUUGUAAUGGAUGUCAACGGGAUCAUUAUAUAACGUCAACACAGUCGGACCUUUUUUCAAAGAUAGGCACAUGCACAGAUAUGAAUAAAACUAGUGACGACAUGGUGGGAUCAGUAAUGAUAUCCGGCUACAAACCCUGGUAGAAUUAAAUUAUUGAUAAAGUGUAUAGAUUCAAUGGCUCGUGAGUCGAUAUGUACGUACACGAACCCCUUUGUACUAAGGUUACGCUGUUUGGGUUUGUUUUAAACUGAUCCAUGACCAGUAUGUAAAUAUAGCACGAACACGGUACCCGACAGAUCACUAUACACAUUAGCUAGAGAUUACCCGUGUACGUAGUAACAUACAGGUAUAUUGACAGCUAUAUGUGGUAUCCGGUUAAAGUGCCAACAUAUAGGACAUUUCGUAAUGUGUCGUCUUAUGGAAUUUCAUCAUACUUAAACAGAAACGUACUUACCAUGAGAAGAUUGACUGGGUCAGUGACCAGGAGAUGUACGCUUCUCGUGUUAUCGAUUUGUGUACACGCAGGAUUUGGACAGCGAUGCGUCUCGACAAAGCUGAUAGCAGACGACAACUAUAGGGUCCUGGAAUCGCCAUCUUAUGGGUCCUAUUCAAAUGACGUCAACUGGUGUCGUCGGAUCAUAGCAGAAGAGGACAGGGUAAUCAUCAUCACACUGGAGCACGUGGACCUUGAAGGCCAAUCCGGAAGCUGUGUCGACUACCUUGAAGUACGAGAUGGCGGUCACCCCCGUGACGAGUCAUUGGGUCGGUUCUGUCAGACAAACUCCACCACCAUCAAGACGACGUCUGACGAAGCCUUUCUACGUUUCCGGACGGGCAGGACAGGAACAGGCACCGGGUUUAAACUCGGGUACCGUCAGAGCGAAAGCACAGAAGAUGAAAUGUGGAGCUCAGCACUUGCGGGGAUAGCAGGCGGAAUAGCUAUCGUCUGGAUAGUGAUGUGUUGCUGUUGUGUUUGCACCAAAAAGAAAAAAGUGAUUAACAGAGACCCGUCCACUAUUCAUCCUAUACAAAACUACAGCAUGGAUGAGCAAUCGUCCAGCGCCUUCAGACAGAAUGGCGACAGGGUAUCUCCGCCCCGUCUCUGGGAAAACCCUAAUCGUGACAGUAAUAGCUCCAGCAUAUAUCAUAUUGUGUUUCGGACUAACAGAAUAAAGCAGGAACAAAAAAUCAACCGGACGAAUCUGGAACCGACCAAACCUCCCGUGUAUGAGGUACAGGACCCCUCCCCCGGAAAACUACCAGCGUACGAGGACAUCGUGGAGGAGGAGUUUUCUCGGGUCAUUUCUCCUCCUCCCACGUAUAGGGAGCGCGCGCAAGAGGAUGUGACGUCACCGAUUCCAAUGUCCCCUCCUCCAGCGUAUCCCGCGUUCUCAUCUCCAGGUACAUCGGAACCUUAUCUACAAUCAUGACUGCGCUGUUGACAUUUUAUGUGAAUGUUUUUUCUAAAAUGUUUCCGUCCUUGCGAGACUUGAGCGAGUACCGGGAACGUCCCGGGCGCGGUUAGACACCGUGAUGUAUGACAGUUAGCAUAUGGAAAAAAGUGCUGUAUCGAAUCACGGUGACUACUUUUACGGAUAUUUACGGUAUCUUUUACAUCCACAAUGUAGUAAUUGAAGUGUUUUUAACUGUAUCUUUAAUCGACGAAGUCUGCAAUAUUUGUUGUCACUAGAUUACUACUUUUUAUUAUUAUACAAAAGAUCCAGCACGCUAAAUAGAUACGUUGUAUUUUCUUCUGUUUGGACCAACACUUGAUUAAGGAAAAGAAAGGAUCUCCCAAAUCCUCCGCUUCACGUUCAAAAACAAUCUUAAAAGACGAAUUCUUCCAAGAUUGGUUCAGACAUGCGUUGGAGUAUGAAAAGUUUCUUGUUACACAACCAAUACGUGUUUCUUUGUGACGUUUCGAUGACUAUUAUGGUAUAUAUACUCUGUCACCUUCAUCAGACAAAACGUAGCUGCAUCGAGUCAAUUCGGUACAUAUAUAACAACUGUUGUACAUACGCUUACAGCGCAGCCGGAUCGACAUCGAUUUGUGGACACAUUUUAC